Hibiscus syriacus is the source of this 1027-nucleotide messenger RNA. RefSeq names its product gibberellin 2-beta-dioxygenase 2-like. The transcript has 3 exons. Gene Ontology annotation, biological process: response to light stimulus; gibberellin catabolic process. Lineage: Eukaryota; Viridiplantae; Streptophyta; Magnoliopsida; Malvales; Malvaceae. The record is from RefSeq and is a predicted model, not a curated record. Bases 35 to 1027 code for a protein of 330 amino acids.
GAUAUAGUGUCAAGAAAAGAAAAAAGAGAAGAAAAUGGUGGCGGCGGCGUUGCCAGCUUGUAUGAGAGCCAAGAAAACGAGAGCGGUAGGGAUUCCGAUGGUCGAUCUUUCACUGGACAGGUCCAUAGUGUCGGGGCUCAUCGUCAAAGCCUGUGAAGAGUACGGUAUCUUUAAGGUUAUUAACCAUGGCGUCCCAUGGGAGAUAACAUCGAGAUUGGAAGCUGAAGGGGUUCAGUUUUUUGGCAAACCAGCUGGCGAUAAGGAGAAGGCAGGUCCGGCCACCCCUUUCGGCUAUGGUCUCAAAAACAUCGGCCUCAAUGGCGACAAGGGUGAACUUGAGUAUCUUCUUCUCCACGCCAAUCCUUUCUCCAUUGCUGAACGUUCGGAAUCCAUCUCCAACGACCCUCAAAAGUUCACGCGUGCUGCUAUGGAUUAUAUAGAAGCAAUGAAGGAGCUGGCAAGCGAGGUUCUUGAUCUGCUGGGCGAGGGUCUAUGGAUCCCGGAAAAGCAGGUCUUCAGUAGGCAAAUCAAGGACGUCCAAAGCGACUCGGUCCUAAGGUUCAAUCAUUAUGCAGCGGUGAAGCAGCAGGGCCCAUUCUCGAAAGGUUGUCAAGAGGAUCGAAUCGGAUUUGGGGAGCAUUCGGACCCUCAGAUCCUCACCAUACUGCGAUCCAACGAUGUUGGUGGGCUUGAAAUUUGUUUGAAUGAUGAUGGGCUUUGGAUCCCGGUUCCACCUGACCCUACUCAAUUCUACUUGAUCAUUGGGGAUGCCUUGCGGGUUUUAACAAUUGGGAGAUUUGUGAGUGCGAGGCAUAGGGUAUUGGCCAACACAUGUGGUGAUUCAAGGAUGUCCAUCAUGUACUUCGGAGCGCCGCCUCUUGACGCAACCAUAUCUCCUCUCCCGCAGUUCGUUUCAUCCCAAAAGCCAAGGCUUUAUAGGCCAUUUACUUGGGGCGAAUACAAGAAGGCUGCCUACUCCUCUCGUUUGGGGGAUUGCCGUCUUGACCUCUUCAAGCCAGGGAUUUAA